AUGGGGCUGUGUGGCUCCUGCCCCUCCAGCGCGUUGGGGCUGUGGAGGCAACGGCGUCAGCAAAAGAGACCCGUGCCAGGCAGGGAGGAGGCAGGGGCUCGGCCGCCGUGCCCCACGUGUCCCCUGCGCCGCCUGCUCCUCCCCGCCUCUCCAGCCCGGCAUAAAAGCGCGGCCCUGGGUGAGCACUGGCAUCCGCCACUCCUGCCUCGCUCUGCUCAGGAAAAGGGUAGCUCUCUCACGCCAAGCAAGAUGUCUUGCUACGACCUGUGCCCACCAAAGACCAGCGUUGCCGUCCCCCAGCCCAUCGCUGAGAGCUGCAACGAGCUGUGCGCCCGCCAGUGCCACUCCUCGGCCUUCAUCCAGCCGCCCCCAGUCGUCGUCACCUUCCCCGGCCCCAUCCUCAGCUCCUUCCCCCAGCAAGCCGUGGUGGGCUCCUCCGGAGCACCCGCCUUUGGGGGCUCCCUGGGGCUGGGGGGCCUCUACGGCGCCGGGGCCACCCAGGCCUCGGGGGGCCUCUGCACCUUUGGCAGACCCUACGCUUCUCCCGCCCUCAGCCCUUACGUCCUGCCCCGCUACAGCAAGAAGAUCUGGGACACCUAUGGGCCCUGCUAG
Molecule: messenger RNA, 612 nt
Organism: Calypte anna (Anna's hummingbird)
Lineage: Eukaryota; Metazoa; Chordata; Aves; Apodiformes; Trochilidae
Product: scale keratin-like
Cellular component (GO): intermediate filament
Molecular function (GO): structural constituent of cytoskeleton
Source: RefSeq, a predicted model, not a curated record